CUUCAUGUCAACCGACUCAAACAUUUCAAAAACAAAACAAUAAACUUCAUUCACAUAUCAUAUCAUAUAGAAAAAAUAAAUAAAUUAAUAAACGAAACGGUAAGUCGGUAACCGAUAUAAGUUCAGUGAUAAAAAAACAUGGCAUCAGGAAAAAUGAUGGAGGCUGUUUCUUACGAUUCUUAUGGUGGAGGUUCCGCUGGUCUCAAGCAUGUUGAAAUCCCUGUUCCUGCUCCUGGCAAAGGCGAGAUUCUGGUGAAAAUAGAAGCAGCAAGCAUUAAUCCUAUCGACUGGAAAAUUCAGAAAGGAGUAGCUCGCCCUAUCAUGCCCCGAAAAUUUCCAUAUACUCCAGUUAGUGAUGUAGCAGGGGAGGUUGUGGAGAUUGGACCUGGAGUAGAGAAAUUUAAAGUUGGUGACAAAGUUAUUACCUACCUUGGGGGAGCAGGUGGAGGACUGGCCCAGUAUGCUGUGUCUAAGGAGAGCAGCACAGUUCAAAGACCACCGGAAGUAUCAGCUGCAGAUGGAGCUAGUCUUGUUGUUGCAGGAUGCACCGCCCUCCAUGCCCUUGCUGUGACUGGCGGGAUGAAGCUGGACAAGGACGAACCACUCACAAAUGUUCUUGUAACUGCCGCGUCAGGUGGGGUGGGACACUAUGCGGUCCAACUAGCAAAACUCGGUAACACCCACGUCACAGCAACAUGUGGUACCCGUAAUAUUGACUUUGUCAAAAGUUUAGGGGCCGAUGAGGUUCUCGACUACAAGACGCCAGAAGGAGCUGCCCUUAAAAGCCCGUCAGGUCAGAAGUAUGAUAUAGUGAUUCAUUGCACCACCGGUAUCCCAUGGUCAACCUUUAAGCCUAACCUUAGCCCAACUGGGAAGGUAAUCGAUAUAACUCCAAGCGGUGGUACAUUUUGGACUUAUGCUGUGAACACAAUCACCUUCUCAAAGAAGCAACUCCAGCCAUUAAUUGUGAUACCAAAGGCAGAGGAGAUUGAGUGUCUUGUAAAGUUGGUCAAGGAACAGAAAUUAAAAACUGUGAUUGAUUCGACAUAUCCUCUAAGUCGAGCUGAAGAGGCCUGGGCCAAGAGCAUCGAGGGACAUGCUACUGGGAAGGUAGUUGUGGAGCCGUGACCUAAAAUGAUGAAUUUUACUUGGCGUUGGUUUUAUAGUUGGGGUGUAUCUUAUGGGGCUGUUAGAGUGUCGUCUAUUACCUUUCAAUAAAGUGUCAAAAAUUUCAGCUUUCUUGAUGUAUUAUAUUGUUUUUGUAUUUGCAAUUUGCUAGAAUUAGACAUGUAAACUAGUUCUAAGUGACGUGUUAAUGGGACGGGGCUUAAUCUGUACAUGUUCUUGAAAACGAAGAAACCACAUACGUGAAAAUAUUUUCUUUUUUGUUAUGAUAAUGAAUCUUUUUGUA
Molecule: messenger RNA, 1411 nt
Organism: Erigeron canadensis
Lineage: Eukaryota; Viridiplantae; Streptophyta; Magnoliopsida; Asterales; Asteraceae
Product: chloroplast envelope quinone oxidoreductase homolog
Exons: 4
Coding region: 139-1128 (329 amino acids)
Molecular function (GO): oxidoreductase activity
Source: RefSeq, a predicted model, not a curated record